Drosophila erecta is the source of this 616-nucleotide messenger RNA. RefSeq names its product serine protease grass. Lineage: Eukaryota; Metazoa; Arthropoda; Insecta; Diptera; Drosophilidae. Gene Ontology annotation, molecular function: serine-type endopeptidase activity. Gene Ontology annotation, biological process: proteolysis. The record is from RefSeq and is a predicted model, not a curated record.
UUAGAAUUUGUGAUAACAUCAGCCAGCUGUAUAUUUAAUCAAGGCAAUGUCAUCGUCCGCUUGGGGCAGUUAAAUAGCCAAAAUGAGCAUACUUUUAGUGACAAGUAUCGCAAUGAAGAAUACCAGGUGCAAAGUUCCUACAUUCACGGGUUCUACGAUCGAUGCAAUUUCGAGCAUGACAUAGCUUUGCUGGAACUUCAGAACAUAGUGCUCUAUAAGGCCCACAUACGUUCUAUUUGCCUUUGGUUAAACAAAACUGUUGCCGACACACAAGUGUAUAAAAGAUUUACAACAUCCCGCUGGCUUAUAGACAAGAAGGGUAUAUUGCCUUGGGUCCUGCCAAGCAAAAUAUAAGUCCUUACCCGAACCAACUGCCAAAAUGCCUUAAAAAUGUAUCGACAGAGUUCGCAUAUCUGUGUUGGCUAAAAAAAAAACCCUAAAAUAAAUCCCUUGUUUAAAAUUAUGCGCUAUGACAAAAAACUACUUUACACUCCUUUGGGAACUCGGAGUAAUGGCGAAUUUAAAACGUGUUUAUACAACGAUGUAACCAGCUACAUUGACUGGAUAUUGAUGAUAGUGCCGACUUGGGAUAAUUCCCACGCUUCAGAUUAUUGAA